GUGCUGUCUGUGGUAAAAGUGAGGUUUUGAUAGUCUUCGAAUUUGGGUAUCUCGCCAUCAGGACCAGUCCUUUAUAUGUCUUCCUCCCAGAAUGCCUAGGCCAUGCCGCAGCUGCCUCAAAUGGACACGACCGCAGAGCCAAUGCCUCCAUUCGCAAGGAGCCACGGUCCGAUGCCCAACAGACCGCCCAUGCCGGCGGCAACCAGCGGGUACUGCACGGCAUGUCCGCGAUUGGCCCUUUCCCUGGUCCGCGAAUCUCUCGACGGUCAGCCAACACGAAUGUUGUCGGGUUCUGCGCUGGCCGUCGCUGCGCAAGACAUGAAGUCGGAAGAUAGAGCCCUGAUUGGUUGGGCCAACGUCUCCCUGUGCAUGCCAAAAGCGGGCCGUCUGGGAACGCUAAAACGUGAGAUGAGCGCCCCACGUCGUCUGUGCCGUGGCACUGGGGAGGCUGCAAGGACGAUGCAAGAUUUGUCGUUCCCACUCCCCUCCAAGUUUGUUCGAUUAGCUCACCCCAGCAUCUCUGUCGUUGCUCACACCUCACCAGUCCAGCAUGCGCACCCGCACCCGCACACCCCCUCCUAGCUGGUCCUCGAGCCCCACAUACCUGAUGUCCGUCACUCUGCAGAGGGGCUCGAGCGCCCCUCGGUCAAUGUCACUCGCUCCGGCUGCCCACGCCUGCCCUCAACCCACCCCGCAGGGCUGCCCCGAUUGGGCCUCGGCUCGAGAUGCCCUAGUCCAGGCUUCGGCGCUGUUGCGAGUGCGCC
Messenger RNA from Colletotrichum godetiae, 764 nucleotides. RefSeq lists its product as uncharacterized. The record is from RefSeq and is a predicted model, not a curated record. Lineage: Eukaryota; Fungi; Ascomycota; Sordariomycetes; Glomerellales; Glomerellaceae. The transcript has a single exon. The coding region runs from base 103 to 582 and encodes 159 amino acids.